Molecule: messenger RNA, 534 nt
Organism: Ipomoea nil (Japanese morning glory)
Lineage: Eukaryota; Viridiplantae; Streptophyta; Magnoliopsida; Solanales; Convolvulaceae
Exons: 2
Coding region: 1-534 (177 amino acids)
Molecular function (GO): nucleic acid binding; RNA-DNA hybrid ribonuclease activity
Source: RefSeq, a predicted model, not a curated record
AUGAGUGAGGUGGAGCAGUCGGCUGUGACAUUCUGGUCUAAUUGGAAAUUGCUGCAAACUGGUGCUGUGAAUGAUGGACCUGAGCAAGGACGUUCAGCCAGAUCGGAACCGUCGGACGGUGGUAGAUUGAAGCUAAACACAGAUGCGGCGCUUGAUAGUGAGCAUAAUGUGAUGGGUCUGGGGUGGAUUCUGCGUGAUGAGCAUGGGUGUUUCUUGGCGGCAUUGAACAGGCGUAUGUCAGGCCAGUUUACCGUGGUGGAGACUGAGAUGCUGUGUAUUCGGGAGGCUCUAAGCUGGCUGAAGAAUAUUGGAAUGGGGAAGGUCGAUGUCGAGAUGGACUUACAGUUAUUUGAUGAUGUAAAAGAAGUUGCCACCUCGAUAAACGGGGUUAACUUUAAAUUUGCUAAGCAACCCGCGAACCGUGCAACCCAUGCGUUAAUUCGGGAGGCGCGUUCCACGUCUGGUUGCGGGGAGUGGUAUGAUACAGCACCUCAUUUUCUUGUUGCUGUACUUGCUUUUGAUUCAAUGAAUUAA